AUGACUGAUUCUAUGGAGGUUGAUAAUAAUAAUACUGUCGAAAAAUCAAUUGAGGAUUUAAAAGUACAAGAAGAAAUUAAAUUGAAAUCACCACAUUUACCACUCUCAAAGGUUAAAAAAAUUGCAAAAUGCGAUCCUGAACAUGUAAUUACUUCAAAUGCAGCUUUUGUAGCAACUUCAUUUGCUACUGAAAUAUUCAUCAAAAAUCUAACAGAAGAAACUUUAGUGUUAUCCCAACUGAAUCAAACAAAUUCAACCAAACAAGUUAAAAGGUUGACCUACGAAGAUUUGGCAAAAUGUGUAGCAAGAAAUGAAAAAUUUCAAUUCUUAGCAGAUGUAUUACCAAUGACUAAGAAUUUAAAGAAUUUGGUUAAGGAAAACAAAGUAAGGUAUACUAAUGCACUACCCGUUGAUAUAAAUCAAACUACAUUGCCAUUUACAUCUGCAAAUGGCUCUGCAAACUCUCGAAACAGUGAUGAGGAAGAAGAAGAUGACGAUGACGAAGAAGAAGAAGAAGAAGAGGAAGAUGAUGAAGUUAACGAUGACGAUGAUGAAGAUGACGUUGAUGAAGUAGAAGAUCAACAAGCUAUAGAGAAAGAGCAGAAAUUACAGGAAGAUUUAAAAGAAGUUGAACAAUUGAAUCAUGUUGACGAUAUCGAUAAACCAGAAAUCGACAAUAAUGUUGAGGAUAUCAAUAUAGAUUCUGAUAACUCAGACGAAUAA
Messenger RNA from Vanderwaltozyma polyspora DSM 70294, 723 nucleotides. It is a transcript of the gene DLS1, whose product is annotated as Dls1p. The transcript has a single exon. Gene Ontology annotation, molecular function: protein heterodimerization activity. The record is from RefSeq and is a predicted model, not a curated record. NCBI's taxonomy places the organism in Eukaryota, Fungi, Ascomycota, Saccharomycetes, Saccharomycetales, Saccharomycetaceae. Bases 1 to 723 code for a protein of 240 amino acids. Gene Ontology annotation, cellular component: CHRAC; nucleus.